This is a messenger RNA of Struthio camelus australis, 10054 nucleotides long. NCBI's taxonomy places the organism in Eukaryota, Metazoa, Chordata, Aves, Struthioniformes, Struthionidae. The record is from RefSeq and is a predicted model, not a curated record.
AGGAUGGACUAUGCUGAACUGAGCUCUCUGCUGCAUCUCAGGACUGACCUCUAAAAGUCUGACCUUCACAGGUGCUGUAUCAUGCCCAGGUAGGGCACGACCAGUGUCAGAAUCAUCCCAAGACAAUCGCUCCAGGGGGUUGAGUCAUCUACCUGAGGUGGCUCCUUGGCUUUCUCCAGCAGCGGGGCAAAGGAGAAGAGCUGGCAUUGCCCUGAACGUCUGACAUCGGUUCACUGCCCACAGCAUUUGUAGGAAUGGAUUCCAAAGGCAACGUCCGAAGCGGAAACAAACCCGAUGCCAAGGCCCCCAGCUCCGGAAAGGCAGAAAAACCCAACCCUGGGCCUGCCACAAAUGCAGACAAGAAGGAAACCCCUUCCAAAGAGCAGCCUGCCCCUGCCGCUGCCACCUCUACCACCAAGAAGGCAGGUGGCGAUGCUGCUGUCGUGAACAACCACAGCAACCCGAAACCCGGUCCUGCUGCCACGGAGACACAAGAGGCCACCGGCCAGUCCCCUGACUCUGACCACAAGGGAAACAGCACUGAGGAGUCGCCAGGCAGCAUCUUUGACAACAUGAAGCCCUUGAUCAUCGUUGGAGGAGUGGCGGUGGCUGCCCUUGCUGUGAUUGUGGGAGUGGCAUUCCUAGCCCGGAAAAAAUGAAGAUGGAGACGGGGUGGGGCUGAGAAACCCAACCCAGCUGUACAGUUCCUUUUGAGACAAAUGCAUGCAGAAAAUUCUAUACAUAUCUAUAUAUAUAGAGCGAGCUAGAUAGGUCAACAACAAACACCAACUGCAAAUCCAAGAGUCUUGUUCAGGACAACUGUGCCAGUUUGACCCAAUGUGGGUAACUCCAUGCACUCGGUGUGUUCUUUCAUGUAAUAUAUCUUGGCUUAUACCACUGUGUAUAGAAUACAGCUUCUCCUGAUCAGUGUAAAUGACGGUGUCCCCUCCCCUCCCCUGCUGUCCUCCCUGGGAGACACCCCCAUCUUUCUUGCAGUCCCCUGUUUUCAACUCCAAAGUGUUCUUUGUCCCAUCCAGAGUCCCCGCUUUGUGUUUUGGUUUCUGUUUGGUUUGUUUUUAAGUUGGGUUGCGGUAAAGAAGAUGGAAGUGGAGACAGAGCCUAGUGCUAAGAUCCAGUUCUCCUGACACUGUGCUGGGCUGAUGUUCAUCCAGCACCCACCCAGGGCAGGGGAAGCACUGGGCAAUCACAGGAGAAGGCAGCUCUUUGACCCAAAUAGCAAAGUGUGAUCUCUAAUAGAUGUCUUGUGUACCUGCUGCUCAUCAACCCUACUUUAAAAAAAACAACUCUAAAGCACCCCAGAGAGAACACAAGCUGGCUGUAGCUGGAGGCUGAGACUGCAGCAUGGUAGAACCGAGUAUGCACCUCAGGACAUCAUGUGAAGUCUUUUUUCUGGCUGAGCUGCCAGCUGGAGAAUGAGCAAAGGGGCCAUACUGUGCCCAACAGUGCAGUUAACAGUGCGUGGAGAUACCUGGCUAACUCCCACAUGGACUUGAGGCAGACAGACAGCAGCUGCCAUCUGCUUAUUUUUUUGCACAUUGGUGGGCAACCUUCAGUAUCCCAUGGCUUGCCAAGGUUGUUACGGGCAGUGUUUGGGGAUGGAGAGACUUUGUUUUGGAUCUAGUAUUUCUUAAAUUUAGGCUGGGCUUUGCAGGAUGCUGUGACCUCAGAGUCCAAGUCAGCUGGACUCUUUCUGUUCAUUGCUGGGGCUUUGGAUCAGGCCUUUCAUCUGGAUGUUUUCCCACUAAAGGCAUUUUCCUCUCUGUACAUGAGGAAAUAGACAAAAGAGACAAAAGACCCUUAGGGGCAGACAGGAUCUAGGACCCCAUGAGAAUAGCUGGGACCCCAUUCACGGGCGCUGGAAAUCCAUCUAUCCUAGAGGCAUUUCUUUCCUCCUUCCUAUGACAGUAGCAGGGAUUUGUGGCUCUUGCAUGCUUUGAAGUUGGAAACAAUUUUCCUGCGCAACGGUUUCAUUGGUGAGUAUCUCAGACCUUGUGAGGAGGAAAAGAAGGAAGGCAGGUGGCAACAGGGAGAGACUGUUUCAUGCUUUGGCUGAUACUCUUCCCACAGCACCAAGAACAGUGGGCAGAUCUCAUUAUUCUGAGGGCUUCUGUUAGGAUAUUUUUGGCUGUUGUGCUGCUGCACUGCUUGUGUUCUGUUUUCAAAUAGAGUCAGAGCUUAGAUGGGGUCCGAACCACAGAGCUUGGAGCUCAGUCCUUGGAGCUCAACAGCAGUCCCAGCUAACAGGCAAGGUGUGAGAGUGAUGCUUAGCAGAGGCUGUGAGAAGAGGGAGUAAGAUCAAUAGAGAUCAGUAAAAGGGCCUAUGUGAUAUGUGUUUAACUGAGCCUGGAUGUAUAAAUUCACUGGGUACCAGGCAAAAGAACGGUGUACAUUCCUCAAGUAUUGUCUCUGCAAUAUCUGGUUCUGGCAAGAUUAGUGGAUAGGAUGGUGGAUGUGUUUGACCCAAUCUGGUAAUACUUCUCUUGGCUCUUGUCUUUCUUAUUUACCUCCAAAUUUGGUUUGCUGCAUACUUAAUGGCCUCCCAAAACACAAGGCCUUUUGACACAGCCUGGCUAUUCCUAUGGUGAGAUCUGUCAUCCACUUCUUUUUCCCAAGGCUCCUAAAAUAUUCCCAAAGGUAUGCAGCCUCUGGGAGUAUCCGAUGCUGCCUUCAGACGAACAACAGAUUGCACACAGCUAAAGUUUUAGGUCUAUGUCUACCUUUACCAGCACAGAUAAAGGAUAUGCGUAUGUUGGGUUCACACUGUUUUUGGACCAAGUGCUUGCAGCCACAGGUGAAAUCCUGGUAGCUUAAAGCACUUUUUGCCUGUUUUCUGAACGUAUCUCCUACUAACAGUACAUCAUUUAGAGCCCGGAAAAUUUCUUAUUAUUGAACUAGGGAACCAUGGCUGGGUGUUUCUAUAAUGCCAUUUUUGUCUAAAGAACUGAUUUUCCCUCAUUGUUUUGCAGAUGCUCAGAGGUUAAUUGGGGGGCAAACAAUAGGAAAGGAGCGUUAAAGGUGCUGGGAGAGCAGAGACGUGAAAGAGAGACCGCAGCUCAGCAGCAGUCCCAGCAUGGCUCCCUGGCUGCGACUGCAAGAGGACACAGUGAGGCUGCUGCACUCCCCUGCCUGCACCCAGACUGAGGGGUCUGGGGGUGCUGCAGACCCCCCAAACCCUGACAGUGCCUUGGCCACAUCCUCCUGCCAUAUCAGGGGUGUGAUAUGGCCGUUCCUGGGCUCUCCUUCCCUUAGACCUCUGAAGCACAAAGCUCUUGACUUUAGGGAAGUUUUGGUUAUGUUGCUCAUGAGGAAGGAAAUUCAGCUACCCCUCUUCUGAUUCAUGUUUUGUCAAUGUAGGGUUGGUGGUUUUCAGAUGGUGACUUCUGUUUUCAAGAGGGAGACCUGUCUCCAUGAGAUGCUUCUAGCUGCCCUGCCUGCUCUCUCCCUCUCAGCCCCUGGUGCAUGAGCUUUCUAGCAGUGCGUGAUAACAUAACAGCUGUAGCAUCUAGCUACUCUGCACUAAGCAGCAUAGACAAAUACAGGGGGAGGAAAGAGAAACACUGCUUCAUAUGAGUCUGUCUUUUUUUUUUCCUUUUCUUUUUGAAGUGUUUUUAUAUCUUCGUUUUAACCUUUGGUAACAGAAGAAGGAAAAACAGUUCUCAGCCAACACAGACAAAGACCUUAACUACUUCUGUUCAUAUCUGAACCCCUUCUUAGAGCACUCAGAUGCAAGGCCAGUAAUUUCAUCUGGAAACACACCACAGGAAUGGUGAUGCGACUGCAGCUCAUCAUCUGGGCACAUAACCAGAUGCUAAAUCUCCUUAGGCAGUGAACAUGGUAUGUCCUGCCCAUAAGGGAUCUUCAAUUUACUGUGAUUACUUAACAUUUUUGUCUGCUGUUCAGAGUCAUUAUCUGGAACCGAGCUUUUUGGUGGUUUGGAAACACCUGUGUUUAUGUGUGCAUGUGUGCAUGUGUGUACGUGUAUAUACACAACCCUACCUUCAAGAAUAUUCUGUAUAUGUAUGUAUGUAUGUAUGCAUACAUAUAUAUAUUUAUACUACUGCAGUUUGGGUUAAGCCACAUUCUUUGUCAGAAAAAGCAAAACAGACCUGGAAACGACCCUUCAUUUGUCCCCCUGCAUUCACACAAAGUGUCCGUGAUGUCUUUUUUGUGCCACUCACCUCCUGCCAUGCAGCACCUGAGUUCUUUUUUUGAUCCUGGUUUCUUAUCACUGCAAAGAAUGUACGGCUAGUGACCUGUUGAAUGUACAGUGUCCCCAUUGUGCUAGAAGCUCAAAAUUACUGUUCCCCUCCCUCGAUAGUCAUGUGGGCUACUUGCUUUAAAAUAAGGCACUUCUUUUAGACUAUACUGAACUAUACUGGACUGUGUUGUAGCGCUUUUCAAAGUGUGGGCCUAGCAUUGAUUUAAGUCAGGUAGAUCAAGCGUAGAUGCCGUACAAGCUCCUAAGCAUGCAGCUGGGACAAUGCACUUCAGUCCUGACCUGCAAAUGACACCCGUUUUUCGCAGACACCUCCUGUUCUGCCUUGAUGUGCCAGGCUGUGUGGUGGUAUCAUUUUGAGAACAAAUGUCCAGCGAGAAGUAGGCUGAGAAGAGCAAAUUCAUCUCUCUCAGAAUCAAAGUGAGAUUGAAGGCUUAAAUGAUUGAACUCGCUGUGCUAAAUAAAUAGUUGUCUUUUCUCGUACUGAGCACAUGCUGUUAUUUGCUUGAUGUUAUUCUUUGUGUGGUGUUUGUGAUAUGAAGUCCUUUCAGUGAUAUCUCCAUUGGGAGAAUGAAUUAAUGCUUAAAACUGAUAAGAUUCUGCGCUUGGGAUUUGAAGAGAUCUAGAUUGCUAGUUUACUCUUUUGAUAAAGUCUAUAAAUUAGAAAUUUGAAAAAUUGAUUUCACAGACACUGCAGCUUUUCACUAAAACUGUAGGUUCAAUUACUAUGCUUGAUCUCAAUCUAUUUUUAAGGAGCCGUAAGUUUUAGUCUAAUACGAAGAUGUUAUGGUCUCUUGGGCAACUUCGUAGAAGGUUUUCCAAGCUUCUAACUUCAAGAAAGUUGAAACGGAAUACGUUUCCGCUUCCUCUUUCUACUGAUUUAACAGGCUAUGGAUAAGUCCCAUUACUUUUAACAGUUCUGCAGAGGACACAAACAAAUCUGGAAGCCAAAGGAUAAUAUAACAGCAUUUUCAAGACGGUAAGAAUGCAGUCUUGAAGGUGCUGAUCACCUCUCGGGCUCAGACUUAACAAAGCACCGAACAAUUGCUUGCUGUUAAGCACUUCUUAGUGCCAUUAGAUUCAGUGAUAAAUGGAAAAUGUAGUUAUGUCUUUGCUGAAUCAAAGCUUUAGGGAUGGAUCCGUAGGUUACUGGAAACAAGGGGAAUUUUUCCAUUGGUUUCAAUAUAUCAUGAUCAGGCCUUGAGAUCUUAUUGGCUCCGGGGAUAUGAUUGCAGGUCACUGUAAAACAUAAAGCCAUUUCAGUGGCAUGUUUUUUUAAAAGGACAAAAAUAUUUCUCAGUCCUUCUGCUGAGUAUAAAUGAAGUCUUCUCUGGGUAUUAACCAUAUUCAUAACCAUUAAGCCAUGCUCACAGCCAUGCUUAUACCUACAUUAAUAUUUGUGUAUAAACAGCAGUGUAAGUAAAAAACCUACAGCUGGUGAGAGGAAAAGAUUCCUGCUUCUAAAAAUUCCCUUCCUUUUCUGGAAAUGCCACUGCAUUUUAGAAAUCUGAGCUUUUCUAACUGUUCAAACUGGUCAAAGGCAAUCCUGAAGACUUGAGAGAAAAUUUAUCCUCCAAAAAAAAACCGAAAAAGGAAGACAACAAAAAAUGUAUCUAAAAAGUGAAAUGCCAAGAAUUCGAAUCAGCUCUACAGCCAAUUCAGUGCUGCAAUUCAGGGCUUCUGAGAGGAUAUGAAGAACGGUGCAAAGAAAUGCAGAAAAAAUAUAUGACAUCAUUAUCUUGCCAAUUUUGUUAAGGAUGCAUUAACUGUUAUAGCCUAUCCACUUCUAUUUUUUUGUAAGGCAAAAGCAAAAAUGACCAAUUCCUUAUAAGCCAUUAAAAUUAAACUUUGCUAACUGGCUUUUCCAAAUACAUUUUUGUUAGCACUGUUCAAUGUUAACGGUUUUAUGAAAAAACAAAAAAGACUUGAAGUUUUCUGCAACCAUUUUCAUACAUAUGCUGAGGAGAUUAAGAGAAAUGGCAAGCUUACAAUGUGUGCAUUUUUGUUAAGGGCUGCAUUCUCUCUUUUCACAUGUUUUGCUGUGAAAAGGACUUAAUAUCCGGUCUACCCACAUUAUGAUCCUCUAGUCUGUGACUAAAUGCUAGAGCAGGGCUGCUCCCUAAGCUAGUCAGCAUGUUACCGUACAGGCAGUCUCAUACUCUUCAUCAAGGCUCCACAAAGGGGAGAAAUCUUUUAAACCACAAAGACCAGCCUUCUGUGGUUGCAGGCAACUGUAGUACAUAAUCUUGUUCAUAAACUGACCACGAUUCUGCCUUAAAAGUUGGGCAUCUCCCUCUGUGAAUGGAGUUAGCUCUGACAUACAUAAUCAAAAUUCUGUAUCUAAAUUAGCAGUUAAAAGUUCUUAGUUUUGGAGGCCCAGAAUCAGAACAUUUCCUGACAUUAACACCACAGGAAUUUGGUCAUUAUUCUUUCAUGGAGAAAUCCACUGAUGUUGAAGAUCUGACCUGGACUGUCUGCACAUUUUAGGUCUUAUGACUGGCACUCCUUUGACAACAACUCCACUGCGGAAAGCAAUGAAGUCUGUACAGCAGUCUUCUGGGCCAGGGUAUACAGUACCACUCACUCACUUCAGAAAUUACGCUCUGUGGUUUACAAAAAAGCCAGAAGAGGACAAUAUGAGCGUUGUCUGCCUAGUACUGUGGAUUAAAUACUGCUUGCUCUGUUUUCAGUUUGUAAUCUACCCUGAAGCACUUGUCCUGCAAUGGCUCUUUUUGGCCUCUCAUUCUUUUUCAAACCUCUUCUGUCUCUGUAUGGAUUGGAAUUUAGUUCUCUCCCAAAGUUUAUCUAUUUGAAAUACUAUUUGAUGCUAUUAAUGGGAAGUUAUUGUUUAAGCUGCCGCUUAAGGGCAAAGAGGACAGAAUAAGGCAUCUUAGCUCUCAUGGUGAACAUGUGGCAAAAAUGAGAUGGUACUUAAUCUAGGUUCAUCAAACUGAACGUGGCUUUACAGAAGUUUGCUCUCCUUGAGUUAGGUUAUGAUAUCUUGAUUUCACCAGUACAGAUGAUGAUGGCAGGUACAACUGCUGGUACUGCAAUUUAGUUGACAGACAUUGACUUGGAACAUGCACGGUGUGCUGUUCAGUUUGACUUGGCUGAGCCAGUUCCAACAUCAUUUUUCUUAAUCUUUUACUGCAUCUUCCUGUGAUUAGCUCAGAUCACAUUGCCUUGGUUGACUGGCAAAGGGAAGUUUAAUCUAGUGAUUUUAUCCCUUGAGCAAGGGCUUUUAUGAUGAGGACUUUUUCCUUCUCUAUUUUAGAUCACCAGUCCAGCCAUGUGACCGGAUUUCCCUUUCUCUACCCAAAUUCCUAAACUGUCUGCCCAUCCUCAGCUGGUACAAGCUACCUGGCUCCAUUGGUUUCUGCAGAUCUGUUUGAUUGCUUUGCUUGCACUUUACUGUUUCUUCAACUACUGAACUGUAUUCCUUUUCCUUUCCCUAUUUUUUGCCCAGGCAACUUUGCAUAUGUGGCCUCUCCACAACUAGGCAGAAACCCUGCCCCAAUGCAGGGGUAGAUUUUGGGUAGCCCCAUCCAAAAGAUAUAGCAAAUAUUCAGCUGCUAAGCACCUAAGAGAAUGCAGAGACUGUGUAGCACACCAGGGAAUAUGCGUGGUUUUCAUCUGCUCUAAUUGCUAAGGCUCUUGAGUUAGUAUGAGGGUCAGAGACUGCAAGAUGCUGAGUGCUCUCCUCUGCCACAGAAGCUCGGUACCUGAGAGCACUGAACCUGUAGCUGGCAGGUCUCUUUCUUGUCCUUGCUCUUCCAUGUCAGUGAACCACUGCAAGGUCACAAGCUCUGCUCAAGAUCGAAGCCCUGCAGGCUGCCUGCCAGUCAGGUGCGAGGUGUUCUGGCCAGGCUGUUCAAGAGAUGCUGAUACAGUACUUGCAUACACUACACGGGGCUGGAGCUAGUGCCUCUUUGGUCCUCCUGUUAUUGGAGCACCAAACAUACAGGCACAGAAGUGAGGUUCUCAAGCACUUGAGGACUUAUUCUCGGCUUAAGUCAAUGACUGGCAUUUCAGCGGGCCUCAAAGAAUCGCUUAUGUGCAUGGAACAUGCUGCAGCUCUCUUCUGUUCCCCAUUAGAGUAAAGUAAUGCGAGGCUGCUGGGUCUUGAAAAUCUAUGUCUCAUUCAACUAACCUUGCUGAAAAGUAGAUACUCAAAGCACACAGGUGAUAUAACAGAUCACAGUCAUUGGUUUUCCAAAUACAUGAGUUUGGCUCUAUCCUGCACUAUUAUUCUGCUUGCUGUUUACAAUUGUAAAGUGUUUGUUCUGUUCAGAUGCCCUGAUACGCAGCACGCUGGGUGUCAUGCUCUCUGCUGUUUGACGCGAUGCUCUUCUGAUUAAACAGAUCUAGUUUUGAUGAAAAAUAUAAUGCGGAUUAAAUAGGAUUUGGACGAACAGAAAUUUUACAUGUUUCUCUUGCUCCCGUUUCUUCUUCAGUUGCUCCUACCUUGAAAUUUGCAGUCAUUUCCAUUCUCCUUUGGUUUCUCAUAAUGCAAAGCUCCAGGCCAGGAUCCCAAGAACAAAAGUUCUUGGUUGUUUCUGUCUGUGCAUGAUGAUGCUACAGUACCAAAAUUUCCAGCAGGAAGAGAGGAAUGCUUAGUUACCUUUCCAACAGAAAAGACCUGCAUCAUAUCCCUGCUUUUGACAUAGGAGCUUCAAGCAGUCAAGUUUCUGGGGCAAUUUGAUAAGAAGGAGGAUGUCAUACAAUUUUCCCAUAUUAAAAAACAAAACAAUAAACAAAUUAUUUAGCUUUAUUAAUUUUUGGGCAGCCCUUGUUAACCCUGGUGCCUUUUCCUGAGUCACUGGUUAGGAUACUUUCAGUUGGAAUCUUUUAAAGUUGCAAUCUCAACUCUCCAGUAACAAUCAACUCUCUUCUCAUGGUAGGAGCAGGUUGUUUACAAACUUGCAGAGAAAGUAAAAUGUAGAAAGGGAACUCGAAGGUCAGAUUACAGGGGAUUUUUUUCUUUUGUUUUGCUUCGAUUCAAUUACUUUUUCAGGGACUGAUCCAAAGCCCUUUGGAAGUCAAAUGGAAAGGCUCGGAUAUUAUUGGCGGGGAAAUGCCUGACGCCAUGUUUGAAGUCACAGGCAUCUUUCCACUGAUAUCAUCUUUUGAAUCAGACUCUGAAUGUGAUUUCCAAUUAAUAGUAAUUUUCAGAGUGAUACCUUGAUUUCUUCCCUGUACAAACAGACGUGCUUGUCACUUACACAUAUUUACCUGUGUUCAACAUACAGGUUUGUUUUUUUAUUUUCAAAAACAAUAUGCUGCUAGAUACAUUUCCUGGAGGGAAAUGGACACCUACCUACACACAAAGCUAUACAGCUAAUUUAUACCUUGUUGAAUUUAUAAUCUUGUCUAUGCUUCUAUGGACACUUUGUAUGGGCUGCAGCUCAAAUCCUAAAAUAGUCAAGAAUUUUUCCUUUCCCAUAUAGUAUUCUAUUUACUUUAAUAAAAAAAAAAGCGUAUAAAUGCAAUAAUGCAGGUAGACUAGAAAUACUAGAUUGAAAAUUAAAGUAGUUUAGCUUGUCCCAUUGUGACUGACAGUGUUGUAUGACACCCAACGCUGUACCCUAACAUUUUCCAGGCUUUCUACGUAGCUGAAUCUAGUAUGAGCUUUGAAAACCCAUUGUAUGAAUGGUGGGUGGAUGGGUUGGAAACGUGUGCUCUCUACACACUGUAUGUUACUCACAUCAGAAGCUGUAUGGCCACUCCAUAUGCUGUGAAACUGUAAAUGAUUCCCAAUACACCUGUAACUCUUACCAGGAUUGUGAGAAAUAAACUAUAUAUAGAUAUAUAUAUACA